GACGCACCCAGUUUAUAAAAAUGGUGAUUUCUUUUCAGAUGCCAGGCAUUCGGUACUUUCGAUGCCCAAGAUGUUCAUGUCCCAAGUUCUCGCUCAAGGCACUGUUCUGGCAUCUUCGCGUACUUCAUGGACACGAAAGUAAUUGGUUGUGUGGCCUAGGUGGCUGCACGAAAACGUUUAGCCUGUUUCUUUCUUACAAAAGGCAUGUGUACCGAAAGCACGCCGGUCUGCUUAAGGAAGGAGCACAGCCCACUGUGGACAAUCCACUGCAAGUAGAGCAAAGAAGCGUGAAUGAUGCACAGAGCACAGAGGAAGAUGCAGAGGUCCAGGAAGAAGUGCUAAGUGAUUCUCAGCCAUGUGAAUCAAGUCCCGGUUUCAUUGAUUAUGUGAAUCAGUUGGCAGCACUGCUACUGAAGUGGAAAGAAGCAAGGCGUCUUCCAGAAUCCACCCUAAACGAAAUAGCGAACGAUUUUAUUUCAUUCAUUCAAGCAAUGCUAGAGGACGAACGGCUUUGCACGUGCGCUCAGGCUGUCAGUCACAAAGCGGAGUGCAAGCAGCAGUUGAACCAACUGCUCUCAAAAUCGACGCGGCUAAAGUACUGGCGGACACAUUUUCCGGUUGUAGAGCCUCGUACGAUAGUGCUGGGAGCAGACAGCCGUAGAAAAGACACCAUGUCGUAUGUCCCACUCUGCAGUGUGCUAAAAUGUGUCUUAGAGCAUUCUGACAUGUCUAGUGACUUCAACAGCUACCCUAAAAAAGAACAUUACUUGUGCUCUGCUUUUGAUGGCACUGAAUUCCGAGAACGCUACUUUUCUGGGGACACCUCCAAAAUAUGCGUACAGCUUUACAGCGACGAAUUUGAGGUGUGUAACCCAUUAGGCAGCAAACGAGGGAAACACAAAAUGACGGCUGUGUAUUUCUCAGUGUUAAAUUUUGCUACAAAAACCAGGUCAGCACUCUCAGGAAUUCAUUUAGUGCUGCUUGUCCGUGAUAAACAUGUGUCUACCUAUGGCUUUUCAAAAAUACUUGCUCCACUGAUUGCUGAUGUAAAGGAAUUAGAAGAAGAGGGUAUUGAUGUUGGCAGAAAUCUACUGAAAGGUUCGGUCUUUAUUUUCACUGGGGAUAAUUUGUCCAGCCACAGAGUAGGAGGCUUUAAGUGCUCGUUCAGUCAUGGUAGAAUAUGCAGGUUUUGCAUGGCAUUGCGCCAUGAACUCAACCACAAGUUUUUGGAAAGUGACUUUCAUCUUCGCACACCAGACGGCCACCAACACCAUUUAAAUAUGCUGAGCGCAGGCCUUCCCACUGCAUCGUUGUAUGGUGUUAAAGAAACAUGUGCCCUCGAAUUCAGAGGCUUUGAUCCAACACAACAUUUGCCACCAGAUUUGAUGCAUGACAUUCAUGAGGGUGUAUUACCAUUUGCUUUGCAGCAUGUUAUUUCAUCAUUAAUCAAGCAGAAUUUAUUUUCCCUCAUUUACUUGAACAAGAUGAUGUAUGAAUGGCAUUAUGACCCGCAUGAUGCACGAAAUAAACCAGAGCCUCUGUCAAAUGAGUUCCUGAAAGGUAAAGCCGCUAUGAAAGCAUCCGCAACUCAAAUUUUUUGCUUGUUUUGCCAGCUCGCACUUUUUGUCGGUGAAUGUGUUCCUACUGGAAAUGAAGUGUGGCAGCUUUACCUUCUUUUGCGUGAAAUCGUAGACAUUAUUAUGUGCUACAGAAUUCCCACUAACUAUAUUGCUUAUCUGCAAAGAAAAAUUCACUUUUUUUUGUCUGGAAUUUAAAUCAUUAUUCCCAUCCUCCUCGCUGCCUUGCAAGGUGCACUACCUCAUUCACUAUCCAUCACAAAUAAGAAAGUUCGGACCUCUAAGUACCCUUUGGGCAAUGCGAUUUGAGGCAAAACAUCAGUAUUUUAAAGACAUUUCGCGCAAAAUUCGCAAUUGGAAGAACCUUUCGCAGAGUCUGGCUGUCAGACAUCAGUAUUUGCAAAGCUUUACACUUAUAGCCCCUGGGGAUGACAGUGUUAGCACAACUGGUUGCAGCUCUGUGCUCUAUGAGCACCUUCCUGAAUGUGUGCAGCAGUUUGUCUCUGACCACAGCCUCGAAUGCUCAAGUUCAACUACUGUAAGGUCUCUAAGAGUCGCUGGGAGAAUGUUCAAGCUUGAUUGUUGCCUCGUCCAAGAUAUUUCCCUCGAUGACAUGCCAGCGUUUGUUCAUGUAUGUGGAAUAUACUAUGUAAACAAAGUACUUCUGGUUCUGGUAAAUGUGCUUGAGACUGUUUCUUUUGAUGAACAUUAUCAUGUGUACGUUGUGAAUACAACACAAGAGUACAAAGUGCUGACUUCAUUUUCGGAGUCUGAGAAUGAACCUUUGUACAUGCGGCAACACAAGGGACGUACUGUGAUAAACACCCGCCAAGAAUUACUGUAAAAUAUGUGCCUUAUGUAGC
Rhipicephalus sanguineus (brown dog tick) is the source of this 2440-nucleotide messenger RNA. RefSeq lists its product as uncharacterized. The record is from RefSeq and is a predicted model, not a curated record. NCBI's taxonomy places the organism in Eukaryota, Metazoa, Arthropoda, Arachnida, Ixodida, Ixodidae.